AUGAAGACCGAAGUCGAAGUCGAAGUCGAAGUCGAAGCCCAAGUCCGAUCCUGGGGAUUCUCCCACGUCUUCACCUGGACCGACAGCGCCAGCGCCUACUACCCACCUCACUCCCAUUCCAGCCUCACCACCCACGUCAUCCUUCGCGGGCAGCUCACUAUCGCCUACCCGGAAGACGGCGAUGCUGAACAGCGGAAGGUGAGGACUACGUAUGAGGUUGGCGACAGGGUUGAUGUGGAUGCUGGCAGGGUGCACGAGGUGUGGAUGGGGGGCGAGGGGUGUACGUAUGUUAUUGGGGAAUGA
This is a messenger RNA of Dichotomopilus funicola, 303 nucleotides long. RefSeq lists its product as uncharacterized. The record is from RefSeq and is a predicted model, not a curated record. NCBI's taxonomy places the organism in Eukaryota, Fungi, Ascomycota, Sordariomycetes, Sordariales, Chaetomiaceae. The coding region runs from base 1 to 303 and encodes 100 amino acids. The transcript has 2 exons.